AUGGCACCAUCAUGUUCAUUAGCAACCAUAGAUUCAUCCAACAUAGGUUUUAAGCUUUUGCAGAAACAUGGUUGGAAGGAAGGAACUGGUCUUGGGAUUUCUGAGCAGGGAAGGUUGGAGCCUGUAGAAACUUACUUGAAGAAUGACAAACUGGGUCUGGGAGCAGAAAAAUUACAGGUGAAGAAGCCGCAUUCAAACAACAAGGAAGCUCGACUUGCAAAGAAGAAGAAGAAGAUGCAGGAGUUGGAGAAGAGAUUGCAAGAGAAGGAAUUUGAGCGCGCCUUUUGUAGGGAGUUCUGGCCAGAUAAUGUAUGA
Argentina anserina (silverweed cinquefoil) is the source of this 315-nucleotide messenger RNA. RefSeq lists its product as uncharacterized. The record is from RefSeq and is a predicted model, not a curated record. The transcript has a single exon. Lineage: Eukaryota; Viridiplantae; Streptophyta; Magnoliopsida; Rosales; Rosaceae. Gene Ontology annotation, molecular function: nucleic acid binding. The coding region runs from base 1 to 315 and encodes 104 amino acids.